AUGCAGUCCAUGUUCCGCCUCCCAUGGAGUACGGAGUCGCCUGGCGACAAAAUCAUGGAAAAGUCUACGCUGCACAAGUCAAGGCCAAUGCCGGUCGUUGAAAUGCCCAAUUUCAUGAACAAAAUCAAGCGAAAGAGGACCGACAGUCCCGAGCCGGCAUCUGCGCAGCAUGUGCAUGUAGUGAAGAAGUGGAAAGGCACUCACGGAGAAGCAAAACCAAACUGGAUGACAAGCUCCAACUCCAACUCCAACUUUGCACAUGGUGUCGUGUCCGAGUCCGCAAAACCCACAGAUGCGCCCAAGGCAGCAUCUCCCGAACUCUUGGAGUCGCGACCGAAGGCGCAACCGUCUAGAAAAGAGAGCGCGAUCAAGAGCAAGGUGUCGAACAUUCAAACAGCAACUGCCAAACCCGCGUCUGUCAACACGCCCUCGACUGCCAUGGAAUCUGGCUUGACUGCUGUGCAACAAGCAAUCGAGGCGCAAAUCAACUACGAGAUCUUACUAAAGCACAACGAACUUCGUUUAAUCGAGCAGGAGCUAGCCAAAUGCCAAGUUUCCCUAGAGCAGCUGAGGCGGUGUUCGAUGAUUCCUUUCCCCGGCACCGAGGGCCUAUCUGAGGAUCUCAGCCUGGGUGUUGGAGCUGCGUUGCGCACGCCAUCUGGUUAUACGGAACCCCAAUAUGCCGCACCUUGGGGCGUCACAGAUGGGCCAUACACUCGUCACUACGCCAAAUGGUUGAUUUCGGAUGUCAAGUUCGAUCCCGUUUCGGAACGUGCGCUCGCUCAGCAAGCUCAGGGCUACUUUGGCAUCGGUGAGGGCAGAACGACGCGCGGCAGCUUUGCUGACUUCGGGUCAACAAACAGAGGCCGCACGUCGCGAACUUCGACUGGAAUGUUGAAGCUCACGCCUCUUGGUGAAAAUCCAGCACCUGCGCCAAAGAUCGAUCCUCUGCUGCACAAGCGAUCCACAGAUGGGCAAUGGGUACGACUGUAUUGCGCUCAGUGUGGCCACAGCAAUUUCUCAAACACGCAGGGUUUCUUGAAUCACUGCCGGAUCAAGCACAAUCAAGUGUUCAAGAGCCACGACCAGGCAGCCAUCGCUUGCGGUGUCCCCGUCGAUAUCAACGAGGCUGGCAAUCCUGUCACUGCAAGUGAACCGGUCAGCACUCCUGCCACGACACCCGCAGUCGCGUUUCCUACUCCCAUCACUCCCGGCAUGGUCCACCCAUUGGCAGCACAACCCUGUCCACCAUCACAAGCCAAGGCGGUGUAUCGUGAUCCUACCUUGUCGUUAUGUGAUGAAUCAGGACUUGUCUCUCCCGCUAGCUUUGCAAAGUCAUCGUCUACUCCGUACCUGAUGGCCCGGCUUCAAAAUCAAGGUUUCCAAGGCGACUUGAAAGGGCUUGUGGAGACUGCGCGAUCAAAGGUUGAUCUUGACGUGAUGGAGCCUUCAGAUGACGACUUCGCGGACACUAGUGCAGCUCCGACGCCGAUCUCGACCAAACCGCCGCAGCUAGCGCGUCUUCCCGCCAGCGCUCCUCAUGCCGUAUCAGCAAGCAAAUCUACAUCUGCACGACCAAGCAGUAAGAAGGGUAACGCUCCAAGCCACGCGCGCCUUCCGCUAUCGUUCCCUUCGCCUGUCAAGUCUGAGAGUGAUCAUCAUAUGCCGAAUUCUCCAGUAGGCCUCAGCCCUACUACCUUUGAGUCCAACCCGGGCCUGGUGAGCGAUCACGAUGAUGACGAUGACGAAGAUGCGGACGAUGCCCACAGCCAACCCGACCUUAUCAUGGACGAUGAUGAUGUUGUAGUCGAGGAUGCGAGCGAUGUGGAAGGUCUUCAAGAGCGCACCGGCUCUCGACAGGGUCUCAAUGGUUGCUUCGAGAAAGGCGAAGGUAGUCGUAAGCACUAG
Cucurbitaria berberidis CBS 394.84 is the source of this 1908-nucleotide messenger RNA. RefSeq lists its product as uncharacterized. The record is from RefSeq and is a predicted model, not a curated record. The transcript has a single exon. NCBI's taxonomy places the organism in Eukaryota, Fungi, Ascomycota, Dothideomycetes, Pleosporales, Cucurbitariaceae. The coding region runs from base 1 to 1908 and encodes 635 amino acids.